This is a messenger RNA of Amoebophrya sp. A25, 1436 nucleotides long. The record is from the annotation of a GenBank genome assembly. Lineage: Eukaryota; Dinophyceae; Syndiniales; Amoebophryaceae.
GCUCAAACUGAUAUGAGCAACGCAUUCGCCCCCCUGUCGACAAGGACAAACCUUAUUGCAUGAAACUUUUCCACCAAAUUCCCCACUUCUGGUGAAGAUUCGACUCAAGAAGAUGAAGGUCCCAUUGACACUGAGAACCUGCACCAGCUGCAUCAGAAGUAUCUGAUGCCCCGACUGAACUUUUUUUGUGUUCCACAACAGUAAAACGAAACAGCAUAUGGUCGUCAUAAAAAGUGACAUUGAAGAUCAAUGAGGACGUAGACUCAACCCGGCGUGGUCCGCGUCGCAAGUAAGGCACAGAGCUGAGAGCUUUAGUACGUGAGAAGUGAGUAGGAGUACACAUGAUUUUCAAUGCAGAGUACCACCACCAUCGGUUGCUUCCAAAUUUCCCACUGAUGAAGAUUCCACUACUCCAGUAGACCACGCACUGAUCUUUUAUCAGUCUGCGAGGUGCACGUUCUCCGAAGAGAGCAGACAUUGAGGCAGAGCUGAGAGCUUGUACCUGGUGAGUGAGUAAACGUCAAUUCAGAAUACCAGCAUCGGUUGGCGAAACAACCAAUCAUGCUACAAGAACAGUGUUUAAACUGAGAGGUGGUCCUAUAUCAUCUACUGCUAAAAAUGCCUCCGUUAAGUCCGGAUGGGUCUUCUAGAGGGCCUAGGGGUAGAAAUCCACAAGAAAGAGGUGGGAAUCCAGCGGUGAUAUUGCUGAAAAAGGUAGCGGCUUUAGCACUCGCGAAAUUUCGAGAAUACAAGGAGAUCGUAAAAGAUCUCACAAGGAGACACUUUUAUGGCACGACGGCUGUAUCUUCUGCUCGUUGGUAGUUGUACUUGUAGCAUUGAUUCCAUCAUUCUAAGUAGAAAAGAGGGACCUGGUGGAAUGCAAGAAGAAGAAGUAGAAGUCGUGAUUGUUUAAGAUUGAAAAGUACAUCAUUGACAUUGGAAUCAUCAUCAUCUUGCUCCUCGUCUUUCAUAUCCUCCGAUGGGGUCGUGCCGCUUACAUCUGUAUUAUGGGUGGCUUUCUCUUGCUCUUUGCGGGUGUGGUUCUCUUAGCAGCAUUCGACAGCAGAGACGCGCGAGCGGCGCCACAUGGGUGGCCGACGUUUGUAGCAGUAGCUGGAAGCCAGCAGUGGGUUUCCUACUGCAUCAUGAUGGCAUCGGCAACCGUGGUCUUGUCAAUAAACUACUUACCGAAAUUGGAAGGGGAAGCAUGAUGAUUUACCGAAUUUCCUUGCGCGCUUGGCAAAUAAGUCUAAGUCAUGAAAAACGUGAUAUUCAUGACUGAUGUCGAGUGACAACAACAAACAACAACUACCGACGCGCAUCAACAGUUUGCGGAUAACAGAAAAAGUAUAAUGAAAUCUAAAGACGUUUUCGUGUACAAUGAAUAUCGAUGAAAAGUUGUGUGCUGUUGACGUGAUCAGCAUCAGAGCUAGUAC